Molecule: messenger RNA, 921 nt
Organism: Eublepharis macularius
Lineage: Eukaryota; Metazoa; Chordata; Lepidosauria; Squamata; Eublepharidae
Product: olfactory receptor 5A2-like
Exons: 1
Coding region: 1-921 (306 amino acids)
Biological process (GO): G protein-coupled receptor signaling pathway
Cellular component (GO): membrane
Molecular function (GO): G protein-coupled receptor activity; olfactory receptor activity
Source: RefSeq, a predicted model, not a curated record
AUGGAGAACCAAACCAGUGCCUCAGAGUUUAUUUUCUUGGGACUUUCCAAGGACCCUCAACUGCAGAUUUUCUUCUUUCUUGUGUUCUCCACCAUUUACCUAAUCACAUUGUCAGGAAACUUGACAAUCAUUCUGGUCAUAAGAAUGGACCCAUCACUUUAUACUCCCAUGUAUUUCUUUCUGACUCAUCUGUCCUUUGUUGACAUUUGUUAUUCUACAGACAUCGUCCCUAAAAUGUUGGUGAAUUUGCUAACAAAGCAGAAGACAAUAUCUUUUGUUGGCUGCCUUACACAGAUGUUUUUCAGCCUUCUGUUGAGUGUCACAGAGGUUUUCAUUCUUUCUGCAAUGGCUUAUGACAGAUACACUGCUGUGUGUCACCCCCUGCACUAUGUUGUGAUCAUGAACAAAGCCACAUGCACUUACUUGGUGAUGGGCGCAUGGAUAAUGGGCUUCCUUUUUGCAAUUAUAAACACAGUGCCAACAUUAAAUGUACAGUUCUGUGGCUUCCGUGAAAUCAGUCACUUUAGCUGUGAACUUCCACCACUACUGAAAUCGUCUUGUUCAGACACUUUUCUAAAUAAUGUGAUCCUUUUUUCUUCUGUUGCAAUUUUUGGACUUGGGUCCUUUCUUCCAACACUUGUCUCCUAUAUUCACAUAAUCUCCACCAUCCUGAAGAUCCACUCGGCAGAAGGCAGGAACAAAGCCUUCUCUACCUGUAGCUCCCACCUCAUUGUGGUUGGCUUACUAUACAUGACAGGAAUGUCUCAAUACAUGAAACCCAGCAAUGUGUCUUCAAUGACAUUGGAUGAAAUCUUCUCUGUCCAGUACAGUAUUUUGACUCCCAUGUUGAACCCGAUUAUAUACAGCCUGAAAAAUAAGGAAGUGAAAAGGGCUCUUGGGAAAAUAUUUGGAAGCAAGUAA